Chelonia mydas (Green sea turtle) is the source of this 3756-nucleotide messenger RNA. RefSeq names its product OTU deubiquitinase, ubiquitin aldehyde binding 1 (gene OTUB1). The coding region runs from base 2810 to 3583 and encodes 257 amino acids. NCBI's taxonomy places the organism in Eukaryota, Metazoa, Chordata, Testudines, Cheloniidae. The record is from RefSeq and is a predicted model, not a curated record. Gene Ontology annotation, cellular component: nucleus. The transcript is spliced from 7 exons. Gene Ontology annotation, molecular function: ubiquitin binding; cysteine-type deubiquitinase activity. Gene Ontology annotation, biological process: protein K48-linked deubiquitination; negative regulation of double-strand break repair.
CAGGGAAAAGGUCACCCCCUUGCUUCCGACUCCCUCCUCUUCCAAGUAUAUAGGGAGUCCCUUGCACGCCAAAGACAGGACUCUGCACAAAGUGUCCUGAGGCCUAGUGCCCCCUUCCCAAUAUGCACCAACCCAUUCUGCCCAGCUCCUGCAAUGGUAGCAAUCAGCCCACCGUACCCACAGCAUCCCUGGGAGCAGGAUCCAGCCCCAUCUGUGCCCUCAGGCCUAGAGAUGUGAUUGCCCAUGUGAUACAGGAUUCCCCAGUCUUGCUGCAGUGCAUGCUAUAGCCUGCCCUACCCCGCUCCUCCAUCAGCAGGGGCCCUGGAGACACAUUCCUCCCCAACUCUGGCAAUGAGAAUCCCCACCCCACUCGUUACACUUUAAUAUACAUCCUACUCUGCUCAUUCACUGGCUGUAUGCACCCCAACCCCUGCAGCACCUCUCUGAGAGACAUGAUCUGCAUCCCCACCACCACCCCUAUGGGGGACAGGAUUCCCACCAUCUGUUCCCUGAGGCCUAGAGACCUAGCCCCCACACUCUGACCUGUGUGCAGUCCACAUCAACCUGCCCCACACCCCAUCAGCAGGAUCUGUGCCCACCUCAGCCCUGACUUCCCUGUGAGGCAGGAUCCCACUCUGGGCCCCUGAGGACAUUCCCUCCACUUGGUCACACGUCUCUUACUGCCAUGUGGUGAGGAUUAGGAAACCUGAUGUAGGGGGAAGAACCUCCAAACCAAAUCACCUGUUGCAAGGGAGUCCUAAAGCUCCCAUCAGCAUGUUCUUCCCUUAACUCAGCUCCUAAUAUCCUCUGAUUACCCCCUCCCUCCUCAAAAUCCAGCACCCCACAUCCCCCCACUCCCAUCAAGCAUCCCAGAUGGUUUCACUUAAAAUCUUGCUUGGGCCAUCCCUAACUGAAAGCAAUAAAUAAUAUCUUAAUUGUUUGCUUGAAGGUGGAGGGGGGACUGUUAGAAAAAGUGAUGGCUCUGCAUAAUGAGGGGCAUCUGGGGUGGCUUGGAGUGAAGAAAACAGACUCCCUCCCUCCUUCUCCAGUAGCUUCCCAAUCUGCUUUGUUCCCUUUAAGAACAGUCCCUGCCCCUGGAGUAUUACCAAUAGACACAGUUUAAAUUCUGUUUGUGUUGCAGAAUAAAGGCUAUUUUGGUUGCGAUGUCCCCAGUAGAGUCAGUUCCGGUUCACAUCAGCAAGAAAAGUUCUGGACUCUGAUCCAGAUGGUUCUGUUGAUAAAUAGGGCUGUGGUCCGUCUGGAUCUGCUCUGGGGAAGACUCUUGUUGUGGGGUAUCCCGGUUCUUCAUCAGUAGGCUGAGGAAAACGGGGACGUGUGCACCCCAUGUGGUUCUUUCCACCUUGUGUUAUGUGGCCUCUGCAGAGCAAGAGAGGGGAUCUGUACUGCAUUAGCAGGGAUGCAUGCCGUUGGGCUGGGAGUCAGACUUGGGGACUCCUGUUUACCAGUGAUGUGUGCAAUGGAACGGGCCCAGAUUGCUUUCUCAUCUUCCUGCAGAGCUGGCAAAGCUCGUCUCUGUCUUUGAACUAAGCCAGACAGCACUGAAUGGCGGACGGGUAGCAGUGAUAAACAGGAGGCUGUUUACACCCGAAAGUUAGUCGUCUUUGGGAGAUUUGUUUGAGGUGAAGCUCAGUAGGACUCCUGGGUUCUAAGCCUUGCUCAAAAUUAUUACUCCUUGGUUUCCCCAUAAAAGAGGGGUGACAUCAUGUCACUGGAUAUAGAGGAGAUUGUAGAGGGAGGACGGGAGAGUGGUUUCAAUGGGCCAGAUCCCCACCUAUAGCUCUAGGGACUUGUGCUGAGCUAGGGCCAUUUACACAAGCUAAGGAUGUGGCUCAAUGAGUUGAUGUAAUUUCAGCUAUCACACUGUUGUGGUUUAUUAUUCAUAGAUUUUCAGGCUAGGACAGGGGAUCAUUUGCUUGAGGCCCAGGGGCUCUAAUCCAACUUUGCUCUCAAAUCCCCCUGCAAUUUCUGUGAUUUUUACAGUUCCGUUGUUUAGCCUGACCAAACGAAGGCUGAGGGAGGAUCUGUUUGUACUCCAUGAAUGCACCGGGGGGUUAACCCCUGGGAAGGAGAAGAACUACUGAAGCUAAAGGACAGUGUUGAUACAAGAGCAGAUGGGGUUAACUGGCCAGGAAUUGAUGGGGGCUGGCAAUGGGAAGAAGGUUUCCGCCCAUCGGAGGAAGGUUCUGGAACAGCCUCCCCAUAGGAGCAGUGGGGAGCAAACACCCCAACUAGCUUGAAGAUGGAGCUGGAUAAGUUUCAGAUGGGGCUGCCUGCGCUAGCAGGGCCUGGAGGCCGUGAUCCAAGAGGUCCCUCCAGUCCUCUGUCCAGGAAUAAAGUGUAAAGCACCUGUAUAGUGGGUAUAACUGCAUCCACACUAGCGGUUGUGCUGCUCUAGCUAUACCAGUGUAGUUAGUGAUUCGUAGAGUGCAAGGCCCGAAGGGACCAUGAGAUCCUCUAGUCUGAGCUGUAUAGAACAGGCCUGGGCAUUUCACCCACUUUCCCCUGUAUUUAGCCCAUUUGCUUAUAGCUGACUCAAGCCUCUUCCAGAAAGGCCACCGGUGUUGAGAUGGAGAAUCCAUCGCUUGGCUGGGGAGUUUGUGACAGUGCUUAAUCCCUGGAACGGUUAAAAAUCAAUUCCUUUAGUUAAAGCAACACAACUUUUGUGCAUCAACAAGACCCUCAAAUCUUAGCUGCUAGUUGUGCCAAACUUUUGUGGACAGAAGCGUGGCCAUUUAGAAGCUGAUGGUGCCGCCUUAAUAUCUGCAACGCGUGUUGUAGCAAAAGCAUCAUGGAUUCGCCUAAUGGAGUUAACUGUUUGGCAUACGAUGAAGCCAUCAUGGCUCAGCAGGAUCGCAUCCAGCAGGAGAUCGCCGUCCAGAACCCCCUGGUGUCGGACAGACUGGAGCUGUCAGUUCUGUACAAGGAGUACGCGGAGGAUGAUCACAUCUAUCAACAAAAGAUCAAGGACCUGCUCAAAAAAUACUCAUACAUCCGGAAGACGCGGCCCGACGGCAACUGCUUCUACCGGGCGUUUGGCUUCUCGCACCUGGAGGCCCUACUGGAGGACAGCAAGGAGUUGCAACGGUUCAAGGAGAUCUCUGCCAAAAGCAAAGAGGACCUGGUGUCCCAGGGCUUCACAGAGUUCACGAUUGAGGAUUUCCAUAACACGUUCAUGGACCUGAUAGAGCAAGUGGAAAAGCAGAUCACGGUCUCCGAACUCCUGUCCUCCUUCAACGAUCAGAGCACCUCUGACUAUCUGGUGGUGUACCUGAGACUGCUGACCUCCGGCUACCUACAGCGCGAGAGCAAGUUCUUCGAGCACUUCAUCGAGGGAGGCCGCAGCAUCAAGGAAUUCUGCCAGCAGGAGGUGGAACCCAUGUGCAAAGAGAGCGACCACAUCCACAUCAUCGCCCUGGCUCAGGCCCUGAAUGUGUCUAUCCUGGUGGAGUACAUGGACCGGGGCGAGGGUGGAGGCACUAACCCCCACGUCUUUCCAGAGGGCUCGGAGCCCAAGGUGUAUCUACUGUACAGACCGGGACACUACGACAUCCUGUAUAAAUAGGUGCCGGCCAGCUGCCUCUGCUCCCUCCCCACAGGUGUCCCGUGGCCCCCCUGUCUCCCUACCGGCAGUCUCUGUGGUUGUAAAUGGUAAUCUCGCACGCUGCUCUCUCUCUUUGUUUUCCGUUGUUACACUUGCCCGUCUGUGUUUUAUUAAAGGGGAUGCUGGUGAAUGGA